Messenger RNA from Chelmon rostratus (copperband butterflyfish), 3170 nucleotides. Its product is annotated as nuclear distribution protein nudE homolog 1-like. The record is from RefSeq and is a predicted model, not a curated record. Gene Ontology annotation, biological process: establishment of mitotic spindle orientation; cell migration; centrosome localization. The transcript has 9 exons. Gene Ontology annotation, cellular component: kinesin complex; centrosome; kinetochore. The coding region runs from base 181 to 1218 and encodes 345 amino acids. Gene Ontology annotation, molecular function: microtubule binding. NCBI's taxonomy places the organism in Eukaryota, Metazoa, Chordata, Actinopteri, Chaetodontiformes, Chaetodontidae.
UCGAGUAUCGUCCUAACGUAAUAAGAGAUUAGAUAGUUUGUGCUAUUACGAUACGUGUGUUACACAAAUCCGGAGAAUUUAACCUUACCACGAAAUACACUCCCUCAGCUAUAGUAUGUUUUAAUCGCCUCCUCGUAUGCAGGUCUCCCAUCCCCACCAUCUUGACACAAAGUAGCAGACAUGGUAGAGCCAACAACACACAAGUUUGCAUCCCUGGCGGAGGAGCUGGGCUUCUGGAAGGAGCAGGCAAGGAGACAUCAACAAAGGGCUGAUGAGGCUCAGGAGGAGCUGCAGGAGUUUCAACAGAUGAGUCGAGACUAUGAAGCUGAACUGGAAACCGAGCUGAAGCAGUGUGAGGGUCGAAACAAAGAGCUGCUUAUAGACAACAACCGACUCCGCAUGGAACUGGAAAGCAUAAAGGAGAAAUUUGAAGCUCAGCAGGGGGAUGCUUUUAGGCACAUCUCAACGCUGGAGGAAGAUCUGGCACAAACCAGAGCGGUGAGAGAUCACCUGCAGAAGUACAUCAGGGAGCUAGAACAGUCCAAUGAUGACCUGGAGAGGACUAAAAGGGCUACCAUCAUGUCUCUGGAGGACUUUGAGCAGCGGAUGAACCACGUCAUUGAGAGGAACGCCUUUCUUGAGAGCGAGUUGGAUGAGAAAGAGAACCUACUAGAGUCUGUUCAGAGGCUCAAGGAUGAAGCCAGAGACCUUCGGCAGGAGCUGGCUGUGCGUCAAAAGGAGAGACGGCCGUCCAGCAGCCUGGGCAAAGACACAGAUCGAGCAGAUCUGUCAUGUCCCUCAGCUGGCAACCCAUCCAUCCCUGUCACACCCUCCAAACCGCUCAGCUCAUAUGCCACGCCCCCUGCUUCCAGUAUCCGACGAGGUGAUGGUCUAACGGGGACUCCCCUAACUACCUCUGCUAGAAUAUCUGCACUCAACAUUGUAGGAGAGCUGCUGAGAAAAGUUGGAAAUCUGGAGUCAAAGUUGGCGUCCUGUCGAGACUUUGUGUGUGACGUAUCUGUCAGCAGACCAGCACUUCCGGCCGGCCCCGGUAGUCCUUCUGGUUUAGAAAGAGGCUCAGAGGUCCAAGCCAGCAGCAUGAGUCCCCCUCCUCAGUACGACAGCUUAGUGAAACGAUUAGAGUUUGGACCAGCUCCUCCGAGAGGAGUCUCCCAGGGCGCACAGUCUCCUCAGGGAGGGGUCAAGAUUCUGCUAUGAGAGGAGAAAGAAGGCGAACCCCCCCACGCUCUUCAGUAACCUGACACAGAGCACCUGUCCCCUCUCCCUCCUCAAUAAACUACAGCAAUGGGACUUUGAACUGAGCUGUCUUCCUUGUCGCCACGUGUCCACUGAACUAUUUAAACAAGAAAGCCACUCUCUUUGCUCCAUGCCCCACAUAAUCAGCGCAUGGACUUCUGCUGCCUCCGGCUAGUAUCACACCGUUUCUGUCAUAGGAAGCAGUACCGCAGCUUGUGUAAAGUCAAAGAACCAAGAGCUCACACUGUAUCUUCGGCUGUAUUUCUGAUACUGUGGUGGGUAGCAUCUCAAAACAAUCCUUCUGUGUCUGCUGAUUAGAUUUCUGUGGUGGAUGAGCCACAACGGGGCUGUUGAAACACACAUUUAGGGUGGUUAAUGCACUUGCCCAUUGAUCAUAACAUUAAUACCAGCCACUGGAUGUGACCCUGAUUUAGGGACCAAGACCUGGAGUGUCAUUUAUAAAAGGGUUCCAUUGUACAAAUAUCUCUGACCAAGUUCAAACCAAAGCGUUGAUAAAUGGAAAACUGACCUAACGUGAAAUAAAGUGAAAGGGUUUAUUUUCUCUUUGACACUGAUUUGAAAAACAUGUUAAAACUUUGAACAAGUCUGUUUUUGUUCUUAAUUCUUUGAACUUUGGGCUCAAAUAAUGUAGCACUGAACAACAUCAGCAUGAACCACCCGUUUGUUGAUGGUUGAAAAGAUGAGCGUUUUUUUGGUUUUGUUUUUUUUUUCUAGAAGAGAUUCAAUAUUCAAAAGUGGAGAGUGAAUUAGUCGCUGCCAGGAGUUAGUGUUAGUACUUGAGCCAUCGCUGCCUUCAUCGUGUUAUUACCUCUUCAGUUUGUAGGCCUUGCUUUGCUCUAAGAGUUCAAGUAAGUGAAAUAGGUUAUCCAUUUCUCAUGCUGCCAGCUCUCUAGGAAUGAGGUAAUAUCAUUUUCUUUCAGGCUCGUUGAAUCUGACAUGGUUAAAUUCAGUUUGACCCGGCUCCUAUCCAUCUCCUCCCUCCUGCCAUUGCACAGACUUGUUUUAGCAGACUUGUGUUUUUCUGGUACACAGGGCUUAUGGAAGCGAAGUUUAGGUUUUUGGGUUCUUUUGCAUCAGAGAUAAGAUGUUCAUUUGUCAUGCUGCAGAUUUAUGAUCCUCUGUUACCAAUAACUUUUGUACUGAUUAUAGUUGACUGUAGAAGUUAGAUUGGCACAUGUUCACUACUGAAUGUACAGUAAUGAUUCUUUAAUAGGUGUGAGACCUCUUGUCUGAGGAGAAGUUAUAAGGUGGGCGAACGGUGAAAAUACCAAGCAAUAAUAGAUUUUAACAGGUCAAAGAUAAGCACAGUUUCAUAGUAUAUCUGUGUAGCUAUAUAGAGUCUAUAUUGAAUACUCUUUUCCUGCCUUUUAGUGAGAGCUAAUGUGAAUGGGAAAAUGGAGUGAUAAACAGUUUUUGUGACAUCUGGACUUUUCCCUGAAAUGUUUCUGGUUAAUCUUGAGUUUUCACUACUGCCAUCCAGCAUCUCAUGAAGCAGAUAUUACAGUGUAUAUCUAAAUAUCAUGUUUGUAUAGCGGUUGUCACUGUAAUGUUGUGUAGGAAUUAUCUUGUGGUUCAUACAUAUCAGCACUGGAUUUCCUGCUCCUCUUUGCUGUUUAACCUUCCUUCAACUAACAUGAUCUAACUGCAAUUGUGAUCCACGACCACUGUGUACUGGGUGUUUGUUUGUAAGCAGCACCUCUGCAUCUGCUUCUGUAUUUGGACUUUAAACUGUAUGUGCCUGAGGUACUCUACCCAACUUUGAUCCUGGUGAUUUGCAGUUGUUUUCACGAUUGAACUGAACAGAUGAGAAUAAUGCUCUGUUGUGAUGAUCCAGUUUGACCUUUGAAGUUACUGACCAAGACAGAAACAUUAAAAGGAGAAAAAUCAAAGUU